CCAACAACCACCUCUAAACAAUGGCAGCAACGAGUUCAUCUUCUUCUGUAUAUUUAGGUGUUACACGAUCGAGAACGUUGUUAUUUUUGUCUUAUCGCGAUUCAGCCACGCGAGAUCACUCAUCAUGGGACAGAAAUGGAACCGUUGAUGCAAAUGGCGAAGAUGAAUACGGAGAUGAUCAAGCAUUGAUAGGGAAGGGAAAAGGUGUAGACAGACGGAAAGGUGCAUACUAUGAUGCUUCUGGGGAGCUACAAGAGCAUGGAGAUGAGCUGUCGUAUCCUCCCCGUCCUUCAGCCUCUACAUCGUAUUCAACACAACUUCCGCCAAAAUGGGUCGAUAUAUCUGACGAAGUGGAUGCGAUCCUUGCCUCUAUUAAACCAAAGAUGGCACAAUUAGAUCGACUACAUGCAAAGCACAUCCUACCUGGAUUUGCAGACCGAAGCGGUGAAGAACGAGAGAUCGAACGUGAAACGACAGAGAUCACAAAGCAAUUUCGAAAGUGUAGCAAAUUGAUUUCCGGAAUGGCACAACAUACUCAAUCACUCUCGCGUUCUGGACGUGCAUCUGCACAUGAGAUCGCAAUGGCAAACAACGUUCAAACUGCAUUGGCAACCAAAGUGCAAGAUGCAAGUGGCACAUUUCGUAGAAAACAGAGUAAUUACAUGCAACGAUUACGUGGACACGAGGAAAGACAUCAAGCGGGACACAUGCCAGAUUCUGAAACAGCGAUGCGGGAAGAUAUGGAAUUAUCAAGACAACAUCUUGAGCGCUCUAGAUCACAGCAAGAUCAAUUGCAAGCUCAAUCUCAGCUGCUCAUCGAUGAAGAACAAGCACAGGCGCCAUCACAAUCGGAGAUUGACAUCGUUCGAAGGGAUAGAGAGAUUGAUCAAAUCGCAAAGAGCAUUACUGAAUUGGCGGAGUUAUUCCAAGACUUGAGCGCUCUAGUUAUUGAUCAAGGAACGAUGCUGGAUCGAAUCGAUUUCAACAUAGAGCACAUCGGUCAGGAUAUGGCCGAAUCAGUGAAAGAAUUAAAUCAGGCAACAUCAUACCAAAGACGAACUUCUAGAGGACAAUGUAUUUUGUUCCUCAUCCUGUUGAUCUUAUUAACUCUGGCGAUCAUCAUUGUCAAGCCAUUUUGGCGAUAGAAAUGUCAUGCAAUUACUGUACAUGUAUGUGAUAAUGAAUUUACUCUUUCUCUAGUAGCCACGCACUUCUUGGCUCGAUUCCAGUCUUGUAGUAUUGUUCAACACGUUCUUUUUCGGUGAAUCCGUUUUUCUCGUAAAACACCUUUGCUUCUUCAUUGCUUGUUUGAACGUGUAGGUAAAUCUUGGCGACAGUGUAUGACUUUGUCUGUUUGACUUCUUUUUUGGAUGUUGAUGGUUUGGCGG
Meira miltonrushii is the source of this 1388-nucleotide messenger RNA. RefSeq names its product t-SNARE. Gene Ontology annotation, molecular function: SNAP receptor activity; SNARE binding. The coding region runs from base 21 to 1145 and encodes 374 amino acids. Gene Ontology annotation, biological process: vesicle-mediated transport; intracellular protein transport; vesicle fusion. The transcript has a single exon. The record is from RefSeq and is a predicted model, not a curated record. NCBI's taxonomy places the organism in Eukaryota, Fungi, Basidiomycota, Exobasidiomycetes, Exobasidiales, Brachybasidiaceae. Gene Ontology annotation, cellular component: endomembrane system; membrane; SNARE complex.